Molecule: messenger RNA, 1929 nt
Organism: Pediculus humanus corporis (human body louse)
Lineage: Eukaryota; Metazoa; Arthropoda; Insecta; Psocodea; Pediculidae
Product: RING finger and WD repeat domain protein, putative
Exons: 1
Coding region: 1-1929 (642 amino acids)
Biological process (GO): proteasome-mediated ubiquitin-dependent protein catabolic process
Molecular function (GO): protein binding; ubiquitin protein ligase activity
Source: RefSeq, a predicted model, not a curated record
AUGGCAUCUGGAAGAAAUAGUGCAUCACCUCAUAGCCUGCGCUCAGGCUCUGCAUCCCAUCGUUCUCAAUCUUUCAAACAAAGCCAUCAAUCUUCUCUUAAUGGUGUUAAUGAAUCUAAUGAAGAAGUCAGUAGUGAUUAUCUUUGUCCAAUUUGUUUUGAAUUAAUCGAAGAAGCUCACAUCACUCGUUGUGGUCAUACAUAUUGCUAUAGUUGCAUAACGAAAGCCCUUGUAGAAAAACCGCAGUGUCCAAGAUGUGGUGUCAGCACGAGAGUAACUGACAUUUUUCCAAAUUUUUUACUUAACGAUUUAGUUUCAAAGCACAAAACUAAGUUAUUUGCUCAAGAACUUAGUCAAGCUUUAAAUUCUCAAGAAAGAGUACACACCAACGGUUUAAGAGAUUUUGUUACUUCCGGCUCUCAAAAUUUAUCAUUGCCAGAUGUUAAUGUUAUGCUUGAAGUGUUAAAUCAAAGGAAAUGCAUUUUAGAAGCUGAAACUUGCACGGCUCAAAACGAGCUAUUGUAUGAAUUUUUAAAACAUUUGCGACAACAAAGAGAAGAAAAAUUAAAACAGUUGACGAGAGAAGUUGCCUUGAUACAAAAAGACAUGGAAGAAGUUGAGAGCAUAUUAAAAAAUAUAGAAAUAUCAAAAUCAAAUAUGAUCACAUCGGACACGGUCGAUAGCGACAUGAAAAGUGUUACCGAUAAAAAUUUCACAAACGAUGGUUAUUUUUCAUCAAAAAAAAAUAUAGAAAACAUAACGUCGAAUUUAGCCAAUCGAAGAAAAAGAAUGCACGCUCAUUUUGACGAUUUCGUACAAUGUUAUUUUUCUGCAAGGGCAAAAGAAUUAUUGUUCGGUAUCGAUCAGAAUGAAAAAUCCGUUCCAGACAGUUCUGGUUCAGAAUCUGGAUUGAACGUUUUCCGCGAGAACUUAGUUAAAUUUUCAAGAUACAAUUGUCUUCGUCCGUUAGCCGUAUUAAAUUAUUCUAGUGACAUAUUUAACAAUUCGACAAUUGUGUCGAGCAUUGAAUUUGACAAAGACAAUGAAUUUUUUGCCAUAGCCGGAGUGACAAAACUCAUUAAAAUCUACGAUUACGGGUCGGUGAUACGAGACAUGGUGGACAUACAUUAUCCGUGUUUGGAAAUGACUUCGACGUCGAAAAUCUCAUGCGUGAGUUGGAAUUUUUACCACAAAGGAACUCUUGCUAGCAGCGACUACGAGGGUACGAUAACCGUUUGGGACGUGACCACCGGUCAAAGAACUAAAACAUUUCAAGAACACGAAAAACGUUGUUGGAGCGUGGAUUUCAAUAAUGUCGACACGAGAUUGAUCGCAUCGGGAUCGGACGACGCGAGAGUCAAGCUCUGGGAUUUGAAUAAUGAUCAUUCUGUGGCAUCACUCGAAGCCAAAGCAAACGUUUGCUGCGUCAAAUUCAAUCCCUGCAGCAGUUACAAUCUCGCUUUCGGCUCUGCCGAUCAUUGCGUUCACUACUACGAUUUGAGAAAAAUGAAAGAGGCUCUGUCCGUGUUCAAGGGUCACAGGAAAGCCGUGUCCUACGUGAAAUUUUUAAACAAGGAAGACAUUGUUUCAGCAUCCACGGAUUCCCAAUUGAAAAUGUGGAACGUUAAUCAGUCUCACUGUUUAAGGUCUUUCGUGGGACACAUAAACGAAAAAAAUUUCGUCGGAUUGGCCACGGAUGGAGAUUACGUUGCUUGCGGUUCGGAAAACAAUUCAUUGUACGUCUACUACAAAGGAGUUACAAAACAACUUUUCAAUUUUAAAUUCGACACCGUUCGCAGCGUGUUGGAAAAAAGCAGCAAGGAAGACGAUGCAAACGAAUUUGUUUCGGCCGUUUGUUGGAGACAACAAUCGAACGUUGUCGUCGCUGCCAACAGUCAGGGAAUAAUUAAAAUAUUGGAACUCGUUUAA